Molecule: messenger RNA, 5839 nt
Organism: Cynoglossus semilaevis (tongue sole)
Lineage: Eukaryota; Metazoa; Chordata; Actinopteri; Pleuronectiformes; Cynoglossidae
Gene: abtb2b
Product: ankyrin repeat and BTB (POZ) domain containing 2b
Exons: 20
Coding region: 739-3906 (1055 amino acids)
Molecular function (GO): protein heterodimerization activity
Source: RefSeq, a predicted model, not a curated record
AACCCAACUAACAGUCGGGCCCCAGGCCCGUGCUCGCCUCAAUUCACCACUGAUUAUGUCUCCACCUUCCUGUGAGUCUGUACGCUGGGAAGAAAAACAGGAUAAUUGGUUGGAUGCACUUUUGGGACUAAACUAAAUCACUUUUUUCUCUUUUUAACGUUGGAAAGUUUUCGCUCAGGUUCUGGUUGGUUGUGAAAAACGCCUCUCCUUUCUCAUUGGUCCUUUAGUCCUGACAGUCAGCAGUGGUCCCUCCCCCACACAUCUGAAGCUGAAAGCUCUCUGAUGAGAGCCGUUCCUCCAGAGUCCUCAGCACGCACCGGAGUUGGAGGAACAAUUAAGUAAAUGCGGACUUUUUUUGGACUUCAUUCGAUUUAAAGAUUUUUGAAAACGCAAAAAUUUGGAGUCGCUGAACUAACUAUUUACCAAAUAACGGACCUGGUGACGUUUGUAAAGAGAGAGGGAAUAGAGAGCGCUGCAGGACUCAGGAGAAAAGUUUAAAUCCCUGUCCUGUCAGGGGGAAAGGUGAGACGGAUGGAGCUUAAUUUUCCUGCCGCCUCUGUUUCUAAACAACAAAUGGUUUAAAGUUCUUGGUGCAGUUGUUACUUCAGAAACUCUUUGAAGCAGCAUGUCAGACAAGUGCUGUGCGGCGUAACCAGUUGGUCCAGCUCUUCGGAAGUUUCUGUUUGAUUGACUUCCAGGUAAACACCUCGGUCUUUGCGACUCCGCUCUCCCACGACAAUGGCUGGUCUGAGCAAUGUCCACAUGAAAACGCUGGAGGACCUGACGCUGGACUCGGGCUACGGGGCAGGGGACUCUUGCAAGUCCCUCAGCCUGUCCUCUUCCAAGUCCAACUCCCAGGCAUUUAUGUCGGCCACCCACAGGGGCAACUGGUGGUACUACUCUGGUUCCAUGAACAGCAGAAACAACAGCUGGGACACGGUCAACACUGUCCUACCCGAGGACCCCGAGGACAUCUUCUCCAAGUGUCCCCGCUUACCUGAGUUGGAGGAGUUCCCCUGGACAGAGGAGGAGGUGGCCAAGAUACUGCGCAAAGUUUCCGAGAGAAGAUGCAUGAGAGCGGGUCCAACACCUGUGUUCUCCCCGGAGGCCGUGAAGCGGCUGUCCUUUCUGCUGCGCCGGGCUCUGAUCCACAUCUCCAGAGAGGCGCAGCGGCUCAGCGUCAUGCACUGUCGCUGCACACGCUUCGAGGUGCAGAGCGCCAUGAGGCUGGUGCUCAGCUGGGCACUGGCUGACCACUGCGUCUCUGCAACGGUCAAAGCGAUCUCCAUGUACAGCAUGAGCGCAGGUGAAGUGCUGAGGAAGGGCAAGUCCGCCCGGUGCGGGCUCUCCUUCUCAGUGGGACGGUUCUUCCGCUGGAUGGUGGACACCCGUAUUUCGGUGCGCAUCCACGAGUACGCGGCUAUAUGUCUGACUGCGUGCAUGGAGGCUCUGGUGGAGGAGAUCGGAGCUCGGGUCCUGACAGCCGAGAGGGGUCACUCUGCGCCCGAUUCGGGUUCAGGUUGCGUCCAAGUCAGCGCAGAGACCCUGGAGAUGGUGGUGAACAAUGACGCAGAACUGUGGGGGGUCCUGCAGCACUAUGAGCACCUGAUCUGCGGGAAGAACGCCAAUGGAGUGCUGUCUCUUCCGGCCCACUUCAGUCCAUAUACAGAAAACCAGCAGAGUGCUGCGGACAGCAGGGAGGAUGCCUAUGCCCAGCUGGAGCUGAGGACACUGGAACAGUCGCUGCUGGCUACCUGUGUGGGCAGCAUUUCUGAACUCAGUGACCUGGUCUCUCGAGCCAUGCAUCAUAUGCAGCGUCUGAGCUCAGUGCGCCUGGGGUUAAGUCCAGUCCGCCAGGCCCACCCCCAGCAGCCUGUGUCUUGGUCACCUAAUGCCCUCCACACCCUGUACUAUUUCCUGCGCUGCCCACAAAUGGAAUCCAUGGAGAAUCCCAACUUGGAUCCCCCCCGCAUGGCACUUAGCAAGGAGAGGCCUUUCCUGCUGCUGCCUCCUCUGAUGGAGUGGAUGAGGGUGGCCAUAGUUCACGCCGAGCAUCGCAAGAGUCUGCUGGUGGACAGUGAUGACGUCAGACAGACAGCACGGCUUCUUCUGCCAGGACUGGACUGUGAGCCCAGACAGCUGAAGCCUGAGUGCUGCUUUAGCUCCUUCAAACGUCUGGACUCCAAAGCUGCCACAGACAAGUUUCAUCUGGAUUUAGGUUUUCGGAUGCUCAACUGUGGGCGCACAGACCUCAUUGGCCAAGCCAUAGAUUUGCUGGGACCAGAUGGAGUCAACAGUAUGGAUGACCAGGGUAUGACCCCUCUGAUGUAUGCCUGCGCAGCUGGAGACGAGGCUUUAGUCCAGAUGUUGAUUGAUGCUGGAGCGAACCUUGACGUGGCGGUUCCACCAUGUUCUCCAAAGUACCCUUCUGUGCACCCUGAUAGUCGACAGUGGGCAGCUCUCACCUUCGCUGUGCUGCACGGACACAUCUCCGUUGUACAGCUCCUGUUGGAUGCUGGGGCUAAUGUGGAGGGGGCAGCAGUCCGCAAUGGUCAGGAGAGCACGGCCGAUACGCCGUUGCAGCUGGCUUCAGCAGCAGGCAACUAUGAAAUGGUGAGUUUGCUCCUGGCACGAGGAGCUGACCCCUUAUCAAAGACCCACGAUGGAAACGCCCUCACCUCCUCUCUCUAUGAAGACAUGAACUGCUUUAGUCACGCCGCCGCACACGGACACAGGAAUGUCCUGAGAAAGCUCCUGACGCAGCCUCAGCAGGUCAAGGAGGAUGUCCUGUCUCUGGAGGAGAUCUUAGCCGAAGGGGUGGAGGGUGAGGAGGCAGCAAUCUGCCCUUUCCUCUCUCUGUCCCCACUUUCUACUCCUUCUUCUGGCCCUGGGGCUUUGCCAGAGAUGGGAAUACCCAAGCUCUGCAAAGCCAGGAUGAAAGCUCUGCAAGAAGCCAGCUAUUACAGCGCUGAGCACGGCUACUUGGAUGUAACCAUGGAGCUGCGUGCCAUGGGUGUACCGUGGAAGCUCCAUGUGUGGCUGGAGUCCUUACAUUGUGCCCAGCUUCAGUCCAGGACGGGGGUCACACUCUCCCUCCUCCGAGAUUUCACCACCAUUAGAGAAGAGGACUACUGCGAGGAGCUGGUCAACAUAGGCCUGCCGCUCAUGUUCAACAUCCUACGUACCACUAAGAAUGAUGCUGUCAUCCAGCAGUUGGCAGCUAUUUUCAGUCACUCUUACGGCCCAGCCCCCCUUCCGGCCGUCCCUGAGAUAAAGGCAACUCUUUCAGCACAGCUGGACCCCCACUUCCUGAACAACCAGGAGAUGUCAGACGUGACGUUCGUGGUGGAGGGAAAACCUUUUUACGGCCACAGAGUGCUGCUCAUCACAGCUUCUGACAAAUUCAAGUCCCUGCUGGCAUCGUCCGGACCAGAUGGUACAUGUAACAAGCAGGUGGAGAUUUUUGAUGUGAAGUACAACAUUUUCCAGAUGAUGAUGUCUUACCUGUACUGUGGGGGGACUGAGUCACUGAAGGCUAAUGUGCAGGACCUAUUGGAGUUGUUGUCAACAGCCAGCCUCUUCCAGCUGACAGCUUUGCAAAGACACUGUGAACUCAUCUGCUCUCGUCACAUCAGCCUGGACAACGCUGUCAGCAUCUACAGGACAGCUAAGGCCAACGGUUCAUUGGAGUUGAGCUCAUUCUGUGAGGGCUACUUCUUACAGCACAUGCCUGCCCUCCUGGAGAGAGAAGGCUUCAGGAGCUUGUUGUUGGGGCUCCCUGCAGCCCGACAAGGGAACAACAGCAGUUCCACGCUGGUUCACUGUCGCGGAGAAUCACCCCUGGAGGAGCUCAAAUUUACUUUAGCUCAACGACUACGCUCUCUCUAUGUGUCCUCCAGAGUGUGAGAAGUAGGGAGCAGCUAGAAGAGGGGAGGGACUCUAAAUGGGUGGCAGUGCUGCAGCUAAAGUCCCUCCUUGGACCCAGGUUUAUGGGGCAUCUGUAUGGUCAAAGUACAAAGUUUCAUUAACAUUCAGUCCUAGUGGUUGUGGUUGUUGUCAGUGACACUGGGUCCUGAUCCAGUAUGUGAUUAAGCAGCAGGAGCUCGUGUGUGUCUGUGAAUGUAUGAGCUUGCCAUGUUUCUAUCACAUUCUCCUGAUAACAUUCUAUGUACAUCAUAUAUAUGAAGAACAAAUAUUUCUUUUCCUCAGACGCCUAAAGGGAGAGACUUAUGGGCGCGACAGGUUGAAGCUCUGGCACACGAAGCAUUGCUGCCGUCUAGCGGUUGAAACUGACAAAUGCAAUAACGACCAUGGAGGAUCGGAGCUGUAUCAUCUGAGACAUGAGAUGACUGUUGUAUAUAUCCAAGAACAUUUUAAGGCGGCCAUGCUGGACUUUUGGCUUUGUCACAUUUUACUAAGUAAUACGGUGUGUGAGGAACGAAAAAAAUGCGACGCUUCCUGCAAUGAUGUAGCUCUGGGUUUACCAAAUGUACAAUAUAUAUAUAUAUAUAUAUAUACACGUUAUAUAUAAUUACGUUAUAUAUACGUGUAUAUAUAACUUAACUGUUAAAUUUGUUUUGAAGUUGGAACCAGAGAAACAAACUUUUUUUUUAAUUUAACGAGAAAAGAAUGAAGUGAGAGAAUCUAACGGGGUGUUCCCUUUUUAUUUUUUGUAAACAAAUUAAUAUUAAUAUUAUUGUUGUCUAAAUAAAAGGGAAAGUCAGUUAUUGUCACCGAUGUACGGCACACCACCGCAGACAAUGAAAUGUGUCCUCUGCCUUUAACCCCUGACCUUAGUGAGCAGAGGGCAGCUCAAGUAAGUGACCUGGGAGCAGUGUGUGGGGACAGUGCCAUGCUCAAUGCACCUCCAUGGGACAUUGUGGGACAGUGGUUGGUGGACCCGAACCUGCAACCUUGCCGACACAAAGUCUGCUUCCCUAACCACCAGGUCACCACCGUGUCUUAACUUAAAUAUGUUUUUAUGUUUCUGUGUAGCUGAUGUUUUGCAGGUACACUAACAGAUAAUGAAGCUUAUGUACGCUGAGGUUUAAAGCUUGUAUUAGAGGUUCAGCUGCAGAAUAGGGUUUGGACACAAAUGUUCUGUUUUAAUGCUGACUAUAUAAUAAACCUGGCUAACAAAAACUUUAAUUUAUUUUUUUUACUGCCUCAUGCAUUUUUAAAUCAUAUCGAGGAAGGGUAUACUAGACUGCUACGAGGGGUAAGAAAGGGGAAAAAGAGGGAAAGAAAAUCUAUUGUAAAAUGUUAUUAAGAAACUUCUCAUAUGUUCCUUAUUUAUUUCUGCUUUUAUUUUAAUUUAUUUGUUCACAGAACUACACAUUUUUUCACAUCAUUUUACGUCAGCAAACGUAAAUGAUGUGAUUGAAAUACGUCAUCGUACGUCAUUGCGGCCUUUUCUCUCCCUGGUUCGCGCAUGCGUAGCAAGAGCUUUCUAAUUAUCCUGGAAAGGUGUGCUCUGGUUUUUCAAUCAAACAUUUGGUCGUCGUCGAGCAUGUGUGGAUGGCACAAGGGGAACGAUAACUCGACACAAACAAACGUUUUACGUUUAAACUACACAAUGAAGCAGUUUUAUAUGAUGUUCAGCCAAGGAAGGUACCGGAGAGUUUUAUGGAGCACCAACAGCCACGAAACCAUUGGUUGCAAAUAUACGACCGCUCCACCCUCAUGACUCUAAGCACCGAACACGCAGGUUUGAUUUUAGCAGCAACAUCAUGUUUUCUACAGACAAGCAGAUGGGCUAUCGGUGUUUUAUGAACUUCUUCGACCUGAGGGAUCCUCAACAGAUCGUAUUUUGGAGGAAGUCCUGAAGAAAGCUAAGGAG